GUCUCAAAGACGCCUAUUAAUAAGGAACAUUCAAGAACCCCAAACAAAACACAAAGCAACAAAAAAAAACACAACUCAAAGUAACAAAAAAAGAAGAUAGAGAAAUCUUUAAAAUGGGGAAAGGAGGAAACUAUGUGACGGUGGCGGCUUCUGAAGUGGAGGAGCUACGACGGAAGAACGGAGAGAUGGAAAAAGCGGUGGAGGACAUGAGGAAAGAGAUGUUGCAGUUGUGGCGGCGGACACAGGUGGCGGAGGAAGCGGAGGAGCGUCUCUGCUCUCAGCUAGCCGAGCUUGAAGCUGAAUCUUUAGACCAAGCUCGUGAUUACCACUCUCGUAUCAUUGUCCUCAUGAACGAGCUCUCUCGUCUUUCUUCAGACUCUGUCUCUGCCUCUCCUUAGAAUAGAUAGAAAUAUAGGUUUUUUAGAUUGUUUGAUGUAUCUUUUAUUGGCUCUGUCAAUGCCAAUAUGUAGAAUUGUCUUUUUUUUUUUUUAAUGGAAAAUUUCUCCAUGGAAAUUUCAACCAAAACAGAAGAAAAGUCGAUGUUGUUACCGAUUGAUUUUUGCGAUUAGUCGUCGGGCGUUUAGCGAAAUUCGAAUA
Arabidopsis lyrata subsp. lyrata is the source of this 597-nucleotide messenger RNA. Its product is annotated as protein RESPONSE TO LOW SULFUR 2. Lineage: Eukaryota; Viridiplantae; Streptophyta; Magnoliopsida; Brassicales; Brassicaceae. The record is from RefSeq and is a predicted model, not a curated record. Gene Ontology annotation, biological process: cellular oxidant detoxification. The coding region runs from base 114 to 398 and encodes 94 amino acids. The transcript has a single exon.